AUAAGGUUGGCAGGCCUGGUGGGAUAAGGUUGGCAGGCCUAGCGGAAAAGGUUGUGAGCCUGGCGGGUCAGGUUGGCCAGCCUGGCGGGUAGUCAACACAAACGUGUGGCGGCCGUUGUGAUUACUUCAGUCCGCCGAUAACAACAUUUUAUAACAUUUUAAGACCAUCUACAAAAGUGAAAUGGGAAGUGUAGGUUUUUUGAAGUUUUGGUCAUCUAUUGUUAAUGAUGAUAAUAUCCAGGGUCAGCUAAAGUCUGUGAUGUCCAUAGAGGAUGGAGAAGAACGUGCGCUGCAGCUCCUUUCCCGUACUUUGUUUCUCUUGGUGAUGGAAAUCAAGCAUGAACGUGAUGAAGCCAUAAAGACGUUGAGCCAUCUUAAGGAGCGUGUCGACAAGUGCACUUGUGCAGAGAAGAUAGUAUGUGGUGUUCUAGAUAUUGGGACCAAUAAAAGUGCCGAUGUUCAACCUGAUGUGCCAACUCGGCAAGAAAUGCACCAUUUGAACUGUCAAAAAAAUCCGGUUGUGAAAAUUAUUCCUAAUAAAAAGUGUGCCAUUGAGGAGAAUCUUGAUUCUUCAGAGAUUAAAGAAAAAAAAUUGGCAUCUUCUCAGAUAGUAGACCGUAGUUAUCGGUGCCUUUCUAGAACGCCUAAAAGCACAAGUCCAAAAAUUAUUCAAGAUGCUGAAAGGAAGGGAAAAUCUGAGAUGAAUGUAGAAUCAGUAGGACCAAUUGCUCCUAAAAUUCUUGCUCCAGAAACUUUAUCUUUAGAUGAAAAUGAAUUGUUUGUUAAUGUGUCAAAAAGAAGGGCUCUAGCAACGCAAACUGUGUCCAUCCCUGAUUCCCCUGCUAUGGAGAAUACAAGAGCCUUUGAUACAAAUGCAUAUGAAAAUACAGACUUUUAUAAGAAUAGUCUUAGCAAUGUGAGUGAAAUAUUAGACGGUACCUAUGAUUCACUACCUGAUUCACCUAUUGAUGGGGAAAAGAAAUUGAAAAGUCCACUAAAAGAUAAAGUAAACAUGCAGAUAUUAAAGUCUAAGAAAGUGUUGAGUCCUGUGCUAGGAAAACAAAAUCGACUUACAGCUUUAGAAACUAUGAGGAAAAGCAUUGAUUCAGAUUUCCCAAAGGCAUUAAACUUUGAUACUAAUAGGCAGUUACCAAAGCUACUAGAUAUCCAUACCCCAGAAUCCAAAGACUCAAAAGUUACUGGGGUUAUUACUUCCACUCCAAAGUACUCGCCUCUGCUGUUUACUCACAAUAUAUCGACCUCACUGAAUGACUCUGACCCAACUUCUCCCUCACUUUUGCCAGGUGUUAAAAACAACAUUAAAUAUAAUAAUGAAGGAAAUCAUAAUUCCUUACCAAAAAAUAUGCAAAAUCAAACUCAAUCCUUUUCAAAAACAAGAACCAUUUUACCGAGGUCUGCAUCAAUUUCCAACAUGUCUCCCCCGAGAGCAAAUACCCGCAGCCUAAGGAAAUGUCAAACUGUAGACAGAUUGAACAAAGGGACUUCAUAUAUGAUGGUUAUAGAGCCACCUGACUCAAAGAAGAAAAAAUAUAAACAAACAAAGAUCUCUCCCAAUAUCUUUCAGAAGAAGACAGAUGUGGCAAAAAUUACAGGUGGUUUACCAAGCAGAUUGCUGAGUCCUCUUAAUGAAGAUGCAGCUAUUAGUGCUGCACUGGAGGAAUCCAUUAAGACCAAGGUUUUAGACGACAUGAUGCGCAAGAAACGGGAAGCCUUACUUAUUGAAGCAUCUGGUCUAAAGAAAACUAAAGGAGCUACUGAUAUGUGUAGCAAAAGUGAAAAGGAAUUAGGGUCUGCCUCAUGUCCAAAGGAAGGAAGUCCAAGAAAAGUCCCUAAACUUAGUCCAACGAGGCACAUGACAAGCCCCAAGAAGAGAAAGCAAGAUAGACUUAGUAAUGAGAAUAAAAGUCCCAAUAAAAGGAAGAAGGUUGAACAGCAGAGUAAAAUGAAAAAAGAUGCAGCAGAAGAAGUGUUGGAAUUAGAUCAGCUGCUGAAGCAAGUCAAUGACAGUCCAGAGCAGGAGACUGCUGUAGAAAAGAAAGCGCAGAGGAAAGCCGAGCUUAAGAAGCCUAGAACUAAAGUCAUCGAUGAUAGCUUUGACGUCCUUCCAAUUACAAAGGAGCCCGAUUUUGCCCACCGUGGCGAAGUGGUCCGGAAGAAGGCGGCCCGCAAGCAGUUGAAGGGCUGGAAUUGUCAGGAAUGUGAACAGUGGUAUGCAGCUGUUAACUCACAAGAGAAAGAGAUGAUGAUGAACAAAUGCUCCCGCCACCGCAGCAAGCACAACCCAGUGGCAAACACACCAGAGAAUUUCUGGAAUCCUGAUUGGAUUGAUUGAAGUAUGGCGAUGAUUGACUAGGUAAUACAAGUGUGUGCUGUACAGCGGCACGUUACACGAACACACUAAUUGGUACUAAACCCUUUCUGCUUCACCCAAGAUUCCAGUUCACUAAGCAUUUUUGUCAUUUUUUCCAAUUCUUGUGUAUCGUCUUCGCUCAAAAUUAUAGGACACAUCUUUGUGCUUAUUUACACAUCCAAAUGACAUGAAAUAAAUGCAUUUUAAAUAUACUGGAAGGUGAACCAGAAGUCAAUAAGUACACCAAUAUUUUUACUAAAAAAAAAUAGAUAUUCAAGAAAUUUAAAGCACAGAGUAGGCAAUAAAUUGCUUAUGUGGUAUGCCCAGAGAGUAUGGGUAUGUACAGGGUAUACCUCUCUUGGUAAAUACUGAUAGGUAAACACACACACAAUCACUGAGUUCAUGGUUGUCUGUCACUCACUGUCUCAUAAACUGUGCGUGUGUGUGCCAGUGUCUGCAUGUUUGCUUGUGGGUGAAUGAGACAUUAAUAGAUGAGACUAUAAAAUCAGUCUUGUUAAAUCAAUGAGACAAACACAGCCAACCAAGCAGGCAGCCAACCAUCUGUCACAGCAAGCCAAGCAUGCAGGCAGGCAGAAGCACAGCCAGCAAAGCAAGUAGACAGACAGACUGAUAUACCCGGCAAGCCUGCCAAGCAGGCUGGCAGCUGGCCAGUCGGUCAACCAAGCAAGCCAGCAAGUACACAAGUAGUCAGGCAGAUUUGUCCAGCCAGCCAAGCAGGCAUGCAGACACAGAGAGCCAGCAACCUUGCCUCGCCUGAUUUAAUCCACCAUUCUAGAUCGAGGGGAUGAAUUGGUGGUUUUUUGUAGUGGAUGAAGGAGAUUACUGAAUAAUGGAGAGGUUCAGGGAAAGGAGAGUUUUAGAAAUGUUAAACAUAGUGAUUCCAUCACCCGUUAUCCUUUAAAAGCCGUCAUCAUUCCUCUCUCUCAGUUCUCAUGGAAAGGCAGGUUACUGCUCUGUUUAACAUGCAACCACAGGCUGAUGUCUUGUGGAAAGUACAAAUACAGUUGUCAUACUAAACAUUAAAUUUUGUAAAGGUACAAGUCAUACUAAUACUUCCAUAGUAUAGUUCUAUUUAUAAUCAUUUUGUUUUCCUAAUUGUUUCUAGUUCACCUCGAUGCACUCAAGCAUGGUCUCACUGUAUAAUCAUAUUGAGAUACUUACACAAUGUAAAAGCUUUUCACAACAUAUUAAACUUUACUAUAUU
Messenger RNA from Procambarus clarkii (red swamp crayfish), 3596 nucleotides. Its product is annotated as calponin homology domain-containing protein DDB_G0272472. The record is from RefSeq and is a predicted model, not a curated record. NCBI's taxonomy places the organism in Eukaryota, Metazoa, Arthropoda, Malacostraca, Decapoda, Cambaridae. Gene Ontology annotation, biological process: DNA repair.